This is a messenger RNA of Arvicanthis niloticus (Nile rat), 2433 nucleotides long. RefSeq names its product carbonic anhydrase 14 (gene Ca14). Gene Ontology annotation, cellular component: plasma membrane. Gene Ontology annotation, molecular function: carbonate dehydratase activity; zinc ion binding. The record is from RefSeq and is a predicted model, not a curated record. Lineage: Eukaryota; Metazoa; Chordata; Mammalia; Rodentia; Muridae.
CACCGGUUCCGAGCCACCUUAAAAGCGGGAGGCAAUUGUGAAGUUGCUGGCCAGUAAGUGGUGUGGAGACUACUGAGGGACAUACAGAGAGGGAAGAGAGGAAGAGAGACAAAGUGAGAGAGAAAAAAAUUUAUCCUGGGAUCCAGAAGUUCGUGUUAACCUGUGGACAAUCAAAUCCCUGGAAGUCUGCAAAGCCAAGAAGAAAAGAGAUAGGACGCCAGAAACUCCUCUCUCUCCCUCUCCACCUCUCUCUUCUAGUCCCCAAAUUCGUGGUCCCCUGUGCCCCAUUGUGGGGAUAAUAUGUUCUUCGCUCUCCUGUUAAAGGUGACUUGGAUCCUGGCUGCAGAUGGGGGUCACCACUGGACAUAUGAAGGCCCACAUGGUCAGGACCAUUGGCCAACCUCUUACCCUGAGUGUGGAGGCAAUGCCCAGUCCCCCAUCGAUAUCCAGACAGACAGUGUGAUAUUUGACCCCGAUCUGCCUGCUGUACAGCCCCAUGGAUAUGACCAUCUUGGUUCUGAGCCUUUGGAUCUACACAAUAAUGGCCAUACAGUGCAGCUCUCCCUGCCCCCAAGCCUGCACCUGAGUGGACUGCCUCGGAAAUACACAGCAGCCCAGCUCCACUUGCACUGGGGUCAGAAAGGAUCCCUAGAAGGAUCAGAACACCAGAUCAACAGUGAAGCCACGGUUGCAGAGCUCCACGUGGUCCAUUACGACUCGGAGUCCUACGGCAGCUUGAGUGAGGCUGCUCAGAAGCCUGAGGGCCUGGCUGUCCUAGGCAUCCUAAUUGAGGUGGGUGAGACUGAGAACCCGGCUUAUGAUCACAUUCUGAGUCAUCUGCAUGAAAUAAGACACAAAGAUCAGAAGACCUCCGUGCCUCCCUUCAGUGUGAGGGAGUUGUUCCCCCAACAGCUGGAGCAAUUCUUCCGAUACAAUGGCUCACUCACAACUCCCCCCUGCUACGAGAGUGUUGUCUGGACAGUCUUCAACAGAAGGGCCCAGAUUUCAAUGGGACAGUUAGAGACACUCCAGGGGACAUUGUCCUCUACAGAAGAGGACCCAUCUGAGCCCCUUGUACAGAACUACAGAGUCCCCCAGUCUCUCAACCAGAGGACCAUCUUUGCUUCUUUCAUCCAAGUGGGACCACUGUAUACCACAGGAGAGAUGCUGGGUCUAGGUGUGGGAAUCUUGGCUGGAUGUCUCUGCCUUCUGCUGGCUAUUUAUUUCAUUGCUCAAAAAAUUAGGAAGAAGAGGCUCGGAAACAGGAAAAGUGUGGUUUUCACCUCGGCUCGGGCUACCACGGAGGCAUGAACUGUGUCAAGACGCUGUGGCUGCCUUCUUCUCACGCUGUCAGGGAGCCUAAGAGGGUGCAGGCACUGGACCAGCAGGUGUAGGCAGACACAUGUCCUUCUAGACACCACCUCUCUAUGUAUAUAUACCAGAGAAGCAAGGACCCCAGCUCUUCUUCAAAGAAGGGUCGAGCCUUUGGCCCUUCAAAGCUGUAGAUCUGGAGAUCCCUGUUUUAAUGUUUGGUUAUGAAGAAGCUGAGGAUAAACUCUGCCAUCACCGUCAUGUUCCCUCCCCCAGAUACACAUUAUGGUUUUUUUCCCCUAGGAAAAAGGGCUGCUGCUGGGAUUUUAAUUAUUUUUUGUUCAAUAUAUGUUUGAAAAUUAAAAGUUUUUGACCUUAAUUCUGGACUGUCUUUUGUGGCUUUCAAGGGUGGGAGAGUUCCUCUGACCUUUGAGUGGCAGAGAUAGACAUAGAGAAAGAGAAAACAGGCGGGAGAGGGGGAUUAAUUAACUCCUUGUAUCCUGUUCCUGGACAUGGAGACCUACUUCUGGGAAGUUAACUCAACUUCCAUAAGUUACACCACCAACCGCUGCGUCUCUCAUCACACCAAUGGUGAAUACUAGGUAUUAGGCUAGGAAGGAUGGACCCAAGCUGGAAAUCUCAAUCCAUUAUCCCCUCUUAAAGCCAAGUUCCCCCACAAUUAUAAAGUCCUUUUUAUUAGUCAAAAUCACAAUCACCUUGAUUAAAAGGAUGGAAUAUCCCACCCUCAGCAGAAAAACAAUACAGUGAUAGAAAACCUCCCCAGCCCUCCCACACCCCAAUUAAAAACUAGAAAAGAUGUCUGCCCUCUUGGCCUGCGAUUCCAUGGUAGUAUGACUCCUCCAGGGCACUGCCAUGGAAUGGACCAACCCCCACAGCACCCUCCACUUCACCUUGGGGAAAGGAGGGGUACUGAUGGUCAUGGACAUUAAGAUAAGUUCCAGUGGUACCAGUUCCCAAACAUGCACUCCCUUCCUUUUCCCCAGGGCCUGGGACCAAAGGGGAAACAGGAUAGAAAUGACCACGGUCAGCAGAUUCAGGAGCAGAAACACCGCCUACAGAGGUUAAGGAGGCUCCCAGCACACCUCCUCCCUCUCCCCACUU